Messenger RNA from Closterium sp. NIES-67, 4916 nucleotides. The record is from the annotation of a GenBank genome assembly. NCBI's taxonomy places the organism in Eukaryota, Viridiplantae, Streptophyta, Zygnematophyceae, Desmidiales, Closteriaceae.
CUGUUCCAGACCUUCUGACAGAACCGCCUCGGUUUUUCCAGACUUACCGGUUCGACCUUCGGGAGUUCUCCAGGCCUCGCUUCGUCACUUCGAGACCCUUCGAUCUCCUUCCCGAACCUUCCCAUCGCAUGGUUAGACUAGCUCUGGUGUUCCUAUAUCUUGGCUUGCCAUUCCUUGUAUCGUCAUUCAUUUGAGUGAACACUUCGUUAUUCAUUUCCGCGCUACUCUGCUUGGGAAACUCUGCCGAAAUUUCGUGGACGCCGACACUUGUGAAAAUAUCGAGGGAGCUGAGUGUGGACAGCAAAGGGGAGCUGAGAUUCGUCAUUUCUCAAGGAGAAGAUGAAUGAGAGAGGAGGAGAUACUAAUGGAAGAGGAGCUGUACCUGAGAAGACAAGUGAGCCGCCACCAUCAAAAGUUGAAGCUUUGGAUGGCUCCAACUAUGAGGAAUGGAGCGGGCGGAUGAGGAGUGCCUUCAAACGCUACAAGCUACUGAAGAUUGCUGUUGGGGAGGAGAAGAUGCCGGAGGAAGGCGAAGAACGCGAACGGUGGAUUGAGAAAAGCACGGUGCUUUUCGACCUCAUCCUUCAAUCGGUCAACAAGGAGAUGUUCGAGCACAUCAAGGAUCUUGUGGAAGCGGAUGAUUCGGGUCCAAGGGCGUGGAAACUACUACGCGAUGUGAUUCAGCCCAACACUCUUCCGAUGGUGAUCGUGCUCGAGAAGGAACUUGCUGCAAUCUCCAUGCGACUAGGGGAUGAUGUGAAGCCGGCCCUUGACAAGAUCAAGGACACCUAUGCAAGGAUGGCAGCAGCGGGCAGCAGCGUUUCUCAGCUGCAGCAGUGCACCAAGAUCAUCUCGGUGUUGGACAACUCGUGGGACAACCUCAUCCCCACCCUCAACUCUCAGCAAGAUCAAUGGACACCUGAGUGGCUAAGGCAGCAGAUUCUGCAGGAGGACUUCCGCAGACGCCAUGUGGGAGGCGGUGCUGCCACUAAGACUGCUGAGGGGUAUGGAGCUGCAGGGCGCGGCAGAGGAAGAGGGGGUUGGAGAGGCCGAGGCCGUGGAAGGAGCUUUGGCAGAGGUAGAGGCCGAGGUGACUAUAAUGAGGGGCAUGGGAGCUCUAGUGGCAGGGGGAGUACCAGAAUGGAGGGCACCUGCUGGUACUGCAAGAAGGUUGGGCAUCCUUGGUUCAAGUGCUUCAGCAGGCCGGAGGGAUGGGCACCUCCAGGCAUGAAGCCGCCCAGUGGUGAACGUGCACAAGGUGGCGCUGUGCAAGGCUCAGGUGCACAAGGUGAAGGUGCACAAGGUAAUGCCUAUCCUGGGAUGUUUCUCAUGGUUGAGGAUGUGCAUGGGCAUGAGGGUGAUGUGGGAUCUGUGGGAAAGGUUGUGAUGCACCCUCUCACACACUGGGUGAUUGAUUCAGGGUGCACCAGUCACAUGACCCCACGGGCAGAUUUGCUUGAUGAGGUAAAACCCCCUGGGAAGAUCAAGUAUGUGGCAGCAGCGUCAGGUGCUUUGCUCCCCGUGAUUGGUGUUGGGAAUGCCAAGGUUAAGGGAGCCAAUGGGGAACUUGUGGGGCUUGGGAAUGUUCUGCUGGUUGAAGGUCUGUCUGCUAACCUUCUCUCUGUGCGGCGACUGCAGAAGAGCAAGGCCGAAGUGACCUUUGGACCAACCAGCUGCCGUGCUAAGCUUGGGAAGAAGGUGCUGUGGAGUCUGGAAGAGGAGACCAGCUGCAUCAAGGACCUAUGGCAGCUGCCCAUCAUCCCUUGGAAUGGGAAGACUCCAACAACAGCAACGGCAGCAGCGGCAAAGGCAACAGCAGGAGGAGAUGCAACUGCACCAACUGAUGGGGUCCUGGAAGCAGUCAAGAAAGUGCAGCAGCAGCAGACACAUGGUGAGGUGCUUGCUGGUGUGGAUGCGAGUGCGGCAUGGGCUAAGGCUUCAUCAAGGAGUGGUGAGGCCGAUUGGGAGACAUGGCAUGAGAGGCUGUGUCAUGUGAACUUCCCUAUGCUGCAGAAGUUGGUGAAGGAUGGGAGCCUGAAAGGCUUGGAGGUGAAAGGGGGAGUGAAGGAGAUUGGGAGCUGCCCUACAUGCUUGGAGACCAAGUUCUCCAAGUUCCCCUUCAACAGCACUACAGGACCAGCAAAGACCCCACUUGCACUUGUGCACAUGGAUGUGGUGGGGCCCACAAGAGCCCCUUCCCUCUCAGGCAGCCGCUAUUUCUUGACAAUUGUGGAUGACCACACUCGAGCAGUGUGGGUUUACCCUUUGAAGAGCAAGGGGGAGGUGGCAGCGGCUGUCCUUAAGGAGUGGAUGCCUAGAGCUCAGAGGGAAUGCGGAUACAAGGUGAAGGUGAUCCGCAGUGACAAUGGUGGGGAGUUCAUUGGAGCUGAUUUUGAGGGGGAGUUGAAGAGGAAGGGGAUCCAGCAUCAACUGACAGUGCCCUACAACCCGCAGCAGAAUGGCGUGGCUGAGAGGUUUAACAGGACCCUGCAGGAGGGGGCACACACUCUCCUUGGGCGUGCAGGGCUGCCUGAUCCAUUUUGGGUGUCUGCACUGAGGCAGGUCGCCCUUGUGAAGAACAGGGUGCUGGCUACAGUUGGGGAUAAGGAGUGGAUCCCAUAUACCAAGUGGUAUGGGAGUGCUCCAGCUGUAAACAUGCUGAGGGCAUUUGGGUGCAUGGUGGUGUUUCAUGUGCCUAAGGAGAAAAGGGGGAAGUUGGAGGCUUCUGGAAGAUGGGGUGUGCACUUGGGGAUUGCAAAGGAUCACAAGGGGUGGCUGCUAUGGGACUUGAUCACCCAGAAGCUGACAGUGUCCAGGGAUGUGAAGUUUCUUGAGUCCCUGUACUACAAGGAAUGGAAGCAGCAGCAACAGAAGCUUCCAUCUACACCGCUCAUUGUGGAGGUAGAUGAGGUGCAGCGGCCUUCAAGACAGGUGGAGGUUGCAGUGUCUGAGGAGGAGAUGUCUGGGGUGACUGAGGAAGGGGGAGCAGCUGAGGUGGAGCAGCAGCAGCAGCAUGAGUCUCCAUCUCGAGUUCCACACCCGCCUGAGCGACCUAGGAGGGAUGUGCGCCCUCCGGUGAGGCUGACCUAUGGGGGAAGAGGCAAGCCGAAUGUUGUGCAGGCUGGGAGUGUGGUUGAGCAGAUUGAGGAAGAUGAGAUCGCUCACUGCUACUGGGCACCAAUCCCUGAGCCCAAGACUCGAGAGGAGGCUUUGAAUGGACCAAAUGGGGAGAAGUGGAAGGUGAGUGAGGAUGAGGAGUUCGGGUCCCUGAUUGAGAACGAGACAUGGGACCUGUGUGACUUGCCUCAUGGAAAGAAGGCAAUCACUUCCAAGAUGAUCUACAGGCACAAGUAUGGACCUGAAGGGGAGCUGACCCGCUACAAGUCUAGGCUUGUGGCAAGGGGGUUUCAGCAGACAAAGGGGAAGGACUAUGAUGAGGUGUUUGCUCCUGUGGGGAAAGGAACAACACUGAGGGUGCUGUUGGCGAUAGCUGCACUCCUGGGAUGGAAGAUUCGGCAGAUGGAUAUUGUGAUUGCCUUUCUGAAUGGGAUCAUUAUGGAGGAGGUGUACAUGAAGCAGCCAGAGGGGCUGGAUGACGGGAGCGGCAGGGAGAAGGAUGAAAUCCUCAUGCUCUUGGUGUAUGUGGAUGAUAUCCUUCUCUUUUCUGCAUCCACUGCUUUGCUGGACAGCGCAGAGCAGAUGCUGGAGAUGCAGUUCAAGUGCUCCAAGAUGGGUGAGGUGAAGUACUACUUGGGGAUGCACGUGGAGAGAGAUGUGGAAAAGGGUGUGCUGAGGUUGCACCAGAGGAAGUACUGUGAGGGACUGGCUGAGAAGUAUGGGUUGCAAGAUGGGGGAAAGCCAGCAACACCACUACCUUCAGGGUUUACUGUGGAGCCAUGUGCUGAUGAGGAGGUAGUGGGUGAGAGUGACAGGAAGCUGUUUCAUUCGAUGGUUGGGUCGCUGAAUUAUGCUGCAAAUCAUACACGGCCUGACAUUGCAUUUGCUACAUCACGGUUGGCUAGUGUGGUCUCACGCCCUAGUCAUGAGCAGCUGGAAGCGGCCAAGAGGUUGGUCCGCUAUGUAAGUGCUACGGCAUCAGUGGGAUUGGAGUACAAUGGAGUGAGGCAGCGGUUGCAGAGAGGUGCUGCAGAUGUGAAGAGUGGUGAGAUGCUCUUGAGUUGCUAUACUGACGCUAGCUUCAACUCAGUGAAAGCGGAUGGCACCAGCAUUGGGGGUUAUGUGUGCUUGCUAGGAGGUGGUGCUGUGAGCUGGCGCAGCAAGAAGCAAAAUGAGGUGGGAUUGUCCUCAUGUGAGACUGAGUACAUGGCCUUACACCAUGGGGCCAAGGAAGUGGUGUGGCUGAGGGGCGUUUGUUGGAGGAGUUGGGAGUUGGUCAGAAGGAGCCGACGGUGAUCUUCUGUGACAAUGAGUCUGCUGUGAAGCUCGCCAAGAAUGCUUGUCUGCAUGGGCUUACAAAACACAUAAGGCCUAAGUGGCACUGGGUGAGGAGACUCCUUGAUAAGGAGGUGCGGCUGGAGAUCGUGAAAACCCAUCAGCAGGCAGCAGAUAUUUUCACUAAGCGUCUGGCGGAGGCGGAUCAUUGGAAGGGCAUGAAGCUUGCUGGGAUGAGUGUGCAUUGAGUAUGCAUGCUUGAGAUGUUGGUAUGGUGGAUGAUGGUUGGCAGCCAGAGGGGGAGAUUGUUGUGUGAUGUCAUCAUAUGCUAUCACAUUCUGUCUGCCUCCCAUCCCUCGUUUCAAUUCGCAUGUAUGGUUUGACUGUGUGUGAAAGAAUUUGUGCGUGGUGUGUUCUGGAGUUUGGGAAUGUGUUCUGUGUUAUUUUGUUUGAGCAGGUAUUUGUGAUGAUAGAUCUUGAGAAGAUCUUUCCGACGCAACAAGAAUCUCUUCAAUCGGAGCAAG